UACUCACAGUUCUCCUGUGCUUAAUACCAAUGGUUGUUGAAGGUAUCGAGGAUAAGCUCUACAAUGAAAGCAAUGAACGAUACAGCUCAUCUACUGUGGGCCUUUUAAAGCUCCUGAAAGUAGAACAAGAGUUUAUGGAUAACCUCAUUAACUACGCAUCUCAUCUAGAAGACAAAAUCCAAUUGCUUCAAAGGUACUUGUCUGCUAUUGGCUAUGAGUUGAGCCUCAAAGACGGUGUGGAAUAUGUUUCCAAUCCUUUAUAUGCCUUCUCGCUUCUACGACGCACCCACGAGGACUUGCCAAAAUGGUACGAGUAUUUUAAAGAAGCAAUUGGAAAGGAGGAACUCAGUGUUUUGGAAGAUCUUGUUAAAAAGGUACCAGAUAAUGUGGAUUUACAUUCGGCAAUGCAGGGAAUUCAACGUAUAGAAAGAAUAUAUGAGUUAAGGAUCGAUGAUAUGGCUCAAGGAGUUCUGCAGGGCAUGCAGUACAAUAUUCGACUUUCUUAUCGCGACCUAAUUGCCAUGGGUCAUAUGAUGUACAAACAACGUGACUAUCAAGCAGCUGCCAAAUGGUAUCGAAUGGCUUGCAAACGUGAACUGGAAGAAUCCGAUGAGUUAUUGAACGAGGUUUUGGGCAACCCAUCCGAAUACCUUCAUCGCCAAUACAUCAAGGCUCUGUUUGUAUAUGCUAGUAGUAUAUCAGACCCGUCAAAGACUACCGAAGAAGCCUUUAUUACGGCUGAGAACUCUAUGGCCGAAACCAGUAAAGAAGAUGUGGAUAAUUUAAUUUUUAAUUUGAAUGACCCCGAGAACGAUCUUGUGAAAGAGCAACAACUGUAUCUAACAAAGAGGCGACCGUCCAACUUUGAAAUCGGAUGUCGAGGACUCUAUCGCCGAAAAGCAAACCUUGUGUGUCGCUACAAAUUCACUACGACCCCAUUCCUGCGAUUGGCUCCUUUGAAAUUUGAGGAAAUCAACUUGGAUCCCUAUAUCGCAAUGUAUCACGAAGUUCUGUACGACUCAGAAAUUGAGGAACUUAAAGGGCAAUCGAUAAACAUGAUGAAUGGUUAUGCAGAAGAGAGAAACGGAACAGAAAUCAGAGAAACAGUCGCCCGGCAUUCCUGGUGGUCUGAUACAUCUUCACUGCGAGAGCGCAUCAAUCAGCGCAUAAUUGAUAUGACGGGUUUCAAUUUCUCAAAAACGGAAAAGUUACAGGUCGCGAACUAUGGAGUGGGCACAUACUUCAAGCCGCACUUCGAUUACACCUCCGAUGGAUUUGAAACUCCAGAUGCUACUGCUUUGGGCGAUCGUUUGGCUAGCAUUAUUUUCUAUGCUAGCGAUGUUUCGCAGGGUGGGGCCACCGUUUUUCCAGAAAUAAAUGUUUCGAUCUUCCCACGAAAGGGUAGCAGUUUGUACUGGUUUAAUUUGUUCGAUGAUGGAAGGCCUAAUGUUAGAAGUCAACACGCGGUGUGUCCUGUAAUCAAUGGAGAUAGAUGGACUCUCACGAUGUGGGUCCAUUUAUUUCCUCAAAUGUUCACUAUGCCAUGCAAGUCCUAA
This is a messenger RNA of Drosophila takahashii, 1556 nucleotides long. RefSeq names its product prolyl 4-hydroxylase subunit alpha-1. Gene Ontology annotation, cellular component: endoplasmic reticulum. Lineage: Eukaryota; Metazoa; Arthropoda; Insecta; Diptera; Drosophilidae. Gene Ontology annotation, molecular function: iron ion binding; protein binding; L-ascorbic acid binding. Gene Ontology annotation, biological process: peptidyl-proline hydroxylation to 4-hydroxy-L-proline. The record is from RefSeq and is a predicted model, not a curated record.